CCAAAACAUCAUGGGGAAAGGAAGCGAGCGGCGGCGGCGGUGAAGGCUGCGCCGCUGCGCCCGACCGCAGUGCAUCAGCGUGGCCGCCCUGACAUCCCCCAGGAUGGUGAACAUGGGGCAUUAUGCGCUGGUUAACAGGCUCCGAGCUGCUCAGAGACUUGUUUUAAGCAUUUUCUCCCUCGCUCUCGCUUUUAAUCUUGUCUCUAGUGGCGUGUGUAGGGGGGAGGACUUUAUUUCCAUUGGCUAAGCUCUCCCUUCCCACCCACAGCUCUUCCACAUCACCUUGGUGUCUCCCUAAAUAAAACCAGCCCUCCUUAUCGCCUGGAAAAAAUCAGGAGCUAGAGUUUGAAUGGGUUUUACAUAAACAUUCACCCCUGUCAGCGUGCGGCUGGGAUCUCAGGAUAAACUCACAGCGUCUGGCCUGAUGCUUGCCUUGCGUUCUCUUCCCCUGAACGUCAAGGUUUAAGCAGAGCCCGAGGACUGGGAACUCUUCUCUGAAAUUCGAUCAACCUGAAGCCAGUUGCGGAACUGCACAGGGUCCCGAUGGACCUCAAGGAGAGCCCCAGUGAGGGCAGCCUGCAACCUUCUAGCAUCCAGAUCUUCGCCAAUACCUCCACCCUCCACGGCAUCCGCCACAUCUUCGUGUAUGGGCCACUGACCAUCCGGCGUGUGCUUUGGGCAGUGGUCUUCGUGGGCUCUCUGGGCCUGCUGCUGGUGGAGAGCUCGGAGAGGGUGUCCUAUUACUUCUCCUACCAGCACGUCACCAAGGUGGACGAAGUGGUGGCUCAAAGCCUGGUCUUCCCAGCUGUGACCCUCUGCAACCUCAAUGGCUUCCGGUUUUCCAGGCUCACCACCAAUGACCUGUACCACGCAGGAGAGCUGCUGGCCCUUCUGGACGUCAACCUGCAGAUCCCAGACCCCCAUCUGGCUGACCCCUCCGUGCUGGAGGCCCUACGGCAGAAGGCCAACUUCAAGCACUACAAACCCAAGCAGUUCAGCAUGCUGGAGUUCCUGCACCGCGUGGGCCAUGACCUGAAGGAUAUGAUGCUCUACUGCAAGUUCAAAGGGCAGGAGUGCGGCCACCAAGACUUCACCACAGUGAGUACUUGGUUUUCAGCUUACUUUGUCUGGUCCUCUGGAGACGUGGUGCGCCGGUGGUCUCCUGCUUGGUUUGGGGUCUCCUUGUGCUUUGGAACAGGAGAGAGAGGAGUGCCUCAGCCGAUGGCCACGAGGGUAGUUGGUCAGAGUUGUGGGAGCCAGUUGCAGCAAAGGCUACCGGCCGGGAUGGAACACUGCUUGAAAUUGCCUAUGGAGAAGGUUUACUGCUCUGUCAGUGAGGUGUCAUUAUCUGCUGUCCUCACCAAGUUCAAGACUAAUCUGUUUGAGUGUUCAUUGCUUGGGCUGACACUCUAUGUACGACCUUCCCCAGUAUUGAAAAAGGGGGUGAGCCUCAGGGCUGCUGCUCACGUUAUUCAGGGAGUGUCAGAAAAAGCAUCUACUCCAGGACAGCCCAAGGAGGCUCCAGCACAGAGGCUGGGCUCUGCCCCCAGCUGGGCACAGUGGGCAGCAGUGCUGAGCCUUUGCAAGAGGGAACAUGAUGCUGAGUUUGCUCAGACCUUACAGUGA
This is a messenger RNA of Cebus imitator (Panamanian white-faced capuchin), 1626 nucleotides long. RefSeq names its product acid-sensing ion channel 2-like. Gene Ontology annotation, cellular component: membrane. The transcript is spliced from 2 exons. Gene Ontology annotation, biological process: sodium ion transmembrane transport. The coding region runs from base 544 to 1626 and encodes 360 amino acids. The record is from RefSeq and is a predicted model, not a curated record. NCBI's taxonomy places the organism in Eukaryota, Metazoa, Chordata, Mammalia, Primates, Cebidae. Gene Ontology annotation, molecular function: ligand-gated sodium channel activity.